Atta colombica is the source of this 516-nucleotide messenger RNA. RefSeq names its product 26S proteasome non-ATPase regulatory subunit 10-like. Gene Ontology annotation, cellular component: nucleus; cytoplasm. The annotation marks the transcript as partial. Lineage: Eukaryota; Metazoa; Arthropoda; Insecta; Hymenoptera; Formicidae. Gene Ontology annotation, molecular function: protein binding. The record is from RefSeq and is a predicted model, not a curated record. The transcript has 4 exons.
AUGUCAGUUCUUAAAAAUGAUCUUCUUCUACACGAGGCUGUGAUAAAGAACGAAGCGGACACUGUUCGUAAAGUACUUAAGGAGACUGUCGACGUAGAUUCCAGAAAUAAUUAUGGUCGCGCUCCGAUUCAUUGGGCAGCAUCUAGAGGAAACACAGAAAUUAUUGAAAUGUUAAUACAAGCCAAGUGCGAUAUCGAAGCGAGAGAUAAGUAUGGAAUGCGACCCUUGCAUAUGGCCGCCCAGCACGGUCACCGAGAUGCGGUGAAGAUGCUGAUCAAUGCUGGAGCAAAUGUAUCCGCGGUUAACAAGAAACAACACACUCUUUUAAUGUGCGGCGCUCGUGGCAGCAACGUCGCCGUAGUGGAGUACUUGGCGGAUGCAGUGGAAUCGUUAAACGGUGAGGCAACUGACUCCACCGGGGCGACUGCUCUUCAUCAUGCAGCCAUCACCGGACAUCCGGCGGUAAUCACAGCGCUUGCAAACAUCCCGCGGAUCGUGCUGGACACCACGGACAAG